Molecule: messenger RNA, 429 nt
Organism: Pichia kudriavzevii
Lineage: Eukaryota; Fungi; Ascomycota; Pichiomycetes; Pichiales; Pichiaceae
Exons: 1
Coding region: 1-429 (142 amino acids)
Biological process (GO): translation; ribosomal large subunit assembly
Cellular component (GO): cytosolic large ribosomal subunit; ribosome
Molecular function (GO): rRNA binding; structural constituent of ribosome
Source: RefSeq, a predicted model, not a curated record
AUGGCUUCUUCUACCGUAAAGGCACAAUCUGCAAAGAAAUCCGCAUUAAAGGGUGCAAACUCCUCCAAGGCCGUCAAGGUCAGAACCUCCACCACUUUCAGAUUACCAAAGACUCUUAAGUUAGCAAGAUCUCCAAAGUACACCAAGGCUGUUCCUCACUACAACAGAUUGGACGCAUACAAGGUCAUCCAAUCUCCAAUCACUUCUGAAUCCGCAACCAAGAAGGUUGAAGAUGGUAACACCUUAGUCUUCCAAGUCGACCUUAAGGCUAACAAGUACCAAAUCAAGCAAGCUGUCAAGGAAUUGUACGAAGUCGAAGUUGCUAAGGUCAACACCUUGAUCAGACCAAACGGUACCAAGAAGGCUUACGUCAGAUUGACUGCAGACUACGAUGCUUUAGACAUUGCUAACAAGAUUGGUUACAUCUAA